CGUUUUGUAACUGUCUUGUUUUAUUACACACUCUCACAAACAUAUCCAAUUAUCCAUGAUCCUUUAUCUGUUUAAAGGUGGAAUAAAGAGUAUCUGGAGACUGUAGCAUGGAACUUUUAAUAUCCAUGUUCCUUUUACAAUAGUUUUAAGUUUAUCAGCAUACCUAAAAUGCAGUAAGUAGUAUACGAGAGGUGACAUUUUCUAAGGUCACUAGCAAGGAUGACCAUGGAUUACUUUAAGGAACCAGUACAUAGCUGAAAAAAACGCAAUGGUCUGCACUACAGUAUCACUAGGAAGAGUUCAUACCAGGGGAUGCAUUCCACAGCAGGUUGUGCCUAAAUUAGCUCAUGUAUAUAGGGAGAAUAAAAGACACCUCCCCUUUGUAUCCCGGCUUUCACAUAGUUCUCAGAGAAGAAUACUUGAGACAGUGAAAUCUGCAUUGAGUAGUCAGGAGAAGCAACUGAGGGCCUUAGAUUCUUACUUCAAAAAACUCCAUGAUAGCACGGGAGAUUCAUCUUCGAAUGAGAAAGCUAAACUAACAGGCAAAAAUCAUCAACUUAAAGCAGAAAAGGCACUGCGAUCUUUGAAAGAUUUUAGUGGAAAAGAAAUUGGAGGUGCAGAGUCAAAACUCCAUUCCUUUUCUGCUUCUGAUGACGACACAUUUGAAGAAGCAUCAUAUUUUUCCAUCAAAAUGAUCAACAGUGAUGGCAAGACUAAGAAACUAAAACAGUAUGUGAAGUUAAAAGCUAAGGACAUUCAGAGUUCGAACGAAGAAUCAUCUAGUUUUUACUUGAUAGGCAUACUGGCUUCAAUUAACAUUGCAGUUUUCCUCUUCGAGACAGCUAGUCCGGUCAGGAACUCUGAUAUAGGGAUGUUUUCACUUCCGAUGGUAUAUGGCGCGAAGAUAAAUCAUUUGAUCCUACUUGGUGAAUGGUGGAGGCUUCUAACACCGAUGUUUCUGCACUCAGGAGUCCUUCACGUAGCCCUUGGUUGUUGGGUGCUUAUAAGUUUUGGGCCUCAAGUAUGUAAAUCAUAUGGUUCAUUUCCAUUCUUCCUGAUAUAUGUUCUUGGAGGAAUUUCUGGUAACUUGAUCAGCUAUCUUCACACACCAGAGCCAACUGUUGGUGGAACUGGACCUGGUUUUGCUCUAAUAGGAGCUUUGCUCGUUUAUCAAGCUCGGAACAAAGACAUGCUAGGAAAAGAAGCUUCUAAAAGCAUGAUUGAAAAGGCAAUAAUUGCAACUGCUUUCAGCUUUGUCCUAAGCAACUUUGGGCCUAUAGAUGACUGGGCACAUUUGGGAGCAACAUUGAUGGGAAUAGCAUAUGGUUUUCUUAUAUGUCCAACUCUUCAAGUGGACAAUGCAUCUUCAGAAAGUGGUGAAAAAGAAGGAAUCACACUUGUUAAACAAUAUUCAGAUCCUUGUAAAUCUCUUGUUUAUUUCUCGGUCUUAAUUCUGCUGCUUGCGUCUUUGCUUUUGGUAAUAGAACCUCCACUCAACUCAUUAGCUGGAGGUGAAGAAGGGUUCUAUAUAAGCUGAAGCGGGGUGCUUAAUUAAAACCACAAAUAUACCCCUUGUAAAUAGGCUUGUUGUAUACAGGUUUUGAAUAAAUAAGCUUUACAAAAUUUUCUUAC
This is a messenger RNA of Lycium ferocissimum, 1632 nucleotides long. Its product is annotated as RHOMBOID-like protein 9, chloroplastic. Gene Ontology annotation, cellular component: membrane. The record is from RefSeq and is a predicted model, not a curated record. Gene Ontology annotation, molecular function: serine-type endopeptidase activity. The transcript is spliced from 7 exons. The coding region runs from base 269 to 1537 and encodes 422 amino acids. Lineage: Eukaryota; Viridiplantae; Streptophyta; Magnoliopsida; Solanales; Solanaceae.